GCGCCCGAGGCCGACUACCUGACGGCGUGCGUGGUGUCGGUGCUGCAGAUCCACGCGACGCAGCCGCCCGGGGACAUCCUGGUCUUCCUCACGGGACAGGUGGUGGUGGCCACCAACAUCGCGGAGACGUCGGUGACCAUCGACGGCAUCGUCUACGUGCUGGACCCCGGCUUCUGCAAGCAGAAGAGCUACAACGCGCGCACCGGCAUGGAGGCGCUCGUGGUGACGCCCUGCUCCAAGGCGUCGGCCAACCAGCGCGCGGGGCGCGCGGGCCGCGUGGCGCCCGGCAAGUGCUUCCGCCUCUACACGGCCUGGGCCUUCCAGCACGAGCUGGAGGAGGAGACGGUGCCCGAGAUCCAGCGCGCCAACCUGGGCGCCCUGGUGCUGCUCUUGAAGAGCCUGGGCAUCAACGACCUCGUGCACUUCGACUUCCUGGACCCGCCGCCCCACGAGACGCUGGUGCUGGCGCUGGAGCAGCUCUACGCGCUGGGCGCCCUCAACCACCUGGGCGAGCUCACCACGCUGGGCCGGCGCAUGGCGGAGCUGCCCGUGGAGCCCAUGUUGGCCAAGAUGAUCCUGGCGUCGGAGCAGUACGGCUGCACGGAGGAGGUGCUCUCGGUGGCGGCCAUGCUCUCGGUGAACAACGCCGUCUUCUACCGGCCCAAGGACAAGGCGGUGCACGCGGACAACGCGCGCAUGAACUUCCACGUGCCGGGCGGCGACCACCUCGUGCUGCUCAACGUCUACAGCCAGUGGGUGGAGAGCGGCUACUCGGUGCAGUGGUGCUACGAGAACUUCGUGCAGCUGCGGUCGCUGCGGCGCGCGCGGGCCGUGCGCGAGCAGCUCCAGGGCCUCAUGGAGCGCGUGGAGCUGCUGCCCUCGUCCUGCCAGGGCGACCUGCGCCAGGUCCGCAAGGUGCGGACACCGCCCCGAAACGCCCCGAAACACCCCAAAAUCGCCCUGAAACCACCCCGAAAUGCCCUGAAAGGCCCCAAAAUCGCCCUGAAACCACCCUGA
Molecule: messenger RNA, 1017 nt
Organism: Nothoprocta perdicaria
Lineage: Eukaryota; Metazoa; Chordata; Aves; Tinamiformes; Tinamidae
Gene: DHX16
Product: DEAH-box helicase 16
Exons: 7
Cellular component (GO): intracellular anatomical structure; catalytic step 2 spliceosome
Molecular function (GO): RNA binding
Source: RefSeq, a predicted model, not a curated record